AUGGCCAGCAGACCCUCUCUCGACCUCAGCCCGGUGAAACACUUCCCUAUUCCAACCCCACGGGCCGAUGCUGGCGGGCUGCCUCACAUAAACGGGCUGUGGACGCGAAGGGACGGGCGGAUUUGGGGCUCGGUUCAACCCUCCUCCCGGGGGAGCUUUUCCCUCGCCGGGGCAAGACCCGAGGUCCCCCGGGAGCGGCGCGCAGGGGUCUGGGGAUGGGGUUUUGGUGAUGAGAACGACGAGGUGGCCCCGGCAGAGCCCGCGGGAUUGCGGGGCUCCCGGCGGCGGGAGCGCCAGGGAAGUGUCGCUAACGCGGCCUGUCUCUGUGCCCCCGCAGCUCCCCGGCUCUUCAGCGGCAAGAACGUCCAGGUGCCCUUGCUGCUGGUGCUGGACCUGUACCCGAGCGCGGCGAGCGUGCAGCAGAUGGGUUGGUCACUUCUCUGUAAAUUAAUAGAAAUUUGUCCAAGUACUCUACAGAACAUAGCUCCUAAGGAUGUUGGGAAGGACUGGGAAGUACUGGGUGUUCACCAGCAGAUUCUUAAAAUGUUUACAGUCCACAAAGGAAAUAUAAAUCUCUCACUAAUAGGACUGAAAGCAUUAAAUCUUCUCCUCAUGUCAGACAUAAUUGCUUUCCUGCUCUUGGAGGAAGAGGUGGAUGUGUUUUCCUUGGUAUUUAAUGCCAUGCACACAUUCCCCAAAAAUGAAGAGAUCCAGCAACAUGGCUGUAAAGCAUUACACAAACUUUUUGAGAAAGUUCCAGAAGAGCAGCUGACUGAAUUUGUUGAAAGCAAAGAUCAUAUGAUCAUACUGAAAGUAUUUAAAGAGUUUCCAGAGAAAGAAGAGGUGAUUCUUCCUGCGCUUUACUCGUUACAUUCCUUAGCUGGUCCAUCCAGCAAUGUUGAAGUGCUCAUGUCUGGAAAUGUUCGCUGCUACAAUGUAAUAGUGGAAAUGAUGAAAAGUUUCCCCAAUAGUGAAACAGUUCAGGAAGUGAGUUGCUGUUUGUUGCAUAAGCUUACUUUGGGAAAUUUUUACAAUAUCCUUGUAUUACAUAAGGUUCCAGAAGUCAUUGUAAAGGCUGUUAAAACCUAUCCGGAAAAUGCAAAGCUGCAAGCUGCAGCUCUUGGUUGUUUAGCCCUUCUCACUGAAACAAUAUUCUUAAACCGAGACUUAGAGGAAAGAAAAGAAGAGGAGAAGGAAGAGAAGUUAUGCUGGUUGGAAGCAUGCUACAGAGCAUUAGAACUACACCAAAAAAACACAGAUGUGCUGGAGGCUGCAUGCUGGGCUUUGAAAAAUCUGUUUCUGUAUCAACAGAACCUUCAUGAGAAGAUUGGAGAUGGAGAUAAUCAGUUCCCAAUAGACAGAGCAGUGAUGCUUUCCAUGCUGAUGCACUCCUCUUCCAAAGAAGUGUUUCAGGCAGCUGCUAGUACCUUGGCAGUUUUGUCACAACAAAAUGUGAAUAUUAGGAAGACGCUUUUGGCUAAAGGAAUACAUAUGAAUGUUUUGGACAUAAUGAGGAAACAUCCACAUUCUCCUGAAGUGGCAGAAAGUGCCUGCAGAAUUCUGAAUCAUGUGUUUGAAGGAAGUUUCCCUCAUCUGGAUAUAAUGACAGUAGCUGCCUCAGAAGUUGUAAAAGCCAUGAGGAAACAUGAAAAAUCACUAUCUGUACAACUGGAAGGACUUAGAGUCCUUUUACACUUUACGAUGCCUGAUACAAAGAAUGACCAGAAUGGUUCUUCCAGAGAUGUGGGAGAUGCUGCUUUUGUGCUUACAGUCAAAGUCAUUAAAAGCCAGUGUCUUUUGGAGGGAACUCAUUCGUUGGUGCUUAAUGCUUUGAACAGGUUUAUUGGAAAUCCUAGCAUUCAGAAGUGUGGAUUAAAACUACUUGGUUCUGUCUGUGAGUGCACUGGUGCACUAGAAAUUUUAACCCAGCAAGGAGCUACUGACACUGUGCUUCACACCCUACAGAUGUAUCCAGAUGAACAAGACAUACAGUGUUUAGGUUUAAGUCUUCUACGCUCUUUGAUUACAAGGAGGAGUUUGUGUAUUGCAACUAUGCAUGUUCUGUCAACUGUUCUGGUUUCUACCCUGCGACGAUUUAAAGAGGUCACUGAAAUCCAGAUGCACGGAUUUCAUGCAAUCUUGUCAAUUCUUGAUUUGUCACCUUGUUUUGCAAAGCUACUGGUACAUGAGUCAUUUGACACAGUCAUUUUCUACCAGAUGUCUAUGUGUUUCACUGACCAGCGAGAUCGACAGUUUCAAAGCCUGUGUUGUAAAUGUUUUGCUAAAAUAGCUGAAAAUGAUGAUUUAAAAAAUCUGAUGCUGGAAAAAGCAUGUAUUGAGUACAAUAGUAUUAUGGCUGAAUGUUUGCUUCUACUGGGAGCUGAUAUUAAUAAGAAGACAAAGACCAAUUCUUUGAUCUAUCAGGUUUGUGAGAAAGGAAAUAAUCCUAAAUUGGUGGAAUUGCUAUUAGCCAGUGGUGCUCGAGAGCAGGAUGUUCGGAGUGCUUUAACCAUCAGUAUAAAGAAAGGAGAUAGCCAAAUCAUCAGCUUGCUCUUGAAGAGGCUUAGCCUUGAUGUUGCCAACAGCAGUAUAUGUCUUGGAGGAUUUGGUAUUGGGAGACUAGAACCUUCUUGGCUCAUUCCUUUGUUCCCAGAUAAACUUACUCCAGUAAGAAAACAAAAUGCAGGUUCUGCACUGGCAAGAAUGGUGCUUAAAUUCCAGAUGAAGAAUACUUCAGAGGAUAGAUCAAGAGCCUCCUCUGAUCUAAACUUCUCUGAAGAUGGAGUGGAUAAAAACUAUGACUGGGAUUUCAUUUCUGAUCCAUUAGUGGAGAGCAUAUUUCCUUUGAGUGAUGAUAUUGAUAGUGAAGGAAAUGAAGGUUUACUUUUGAAAAAACAGAAGUCCAAUUCCAUUGCAGUUGCUGAUUUAUAUUGUAGGGAAAUGGCAUUUCAAAGAGGUUCUCCUACUUUGCCACGACAUUCCUACUCUGUGGGACCUGGCUCAGAUUAUGAACCAUUAAUGAAACAAAGAAAAAAAGUCUUGCCUUCAGAUGAAUCCCCUAAAGGCAUCUCAAAAUUUUCACCAUAUAUAAAACCAUCAGACAGUCUUUCUUCAUUGAUCUCAGAGAAAGAAUAUAUUAAAUCACUAGAUCUUUCAUCAAAUGAGCUGGAGAGCAUUGAUGCCAUCAGCCAGAAUAGCUGCUUAACUAGUCAUCUGGAACAUCUUGAGAAACUGGAGCUCCACCAAAAUGCUCUUACAAACAUUCCAGAAGAACUGUGUGAGAACUUGAAAUGCUUGACUUACCUGGAUUUGCACAGUAACCGAUUUACUUCUUUUCCUACUUAUUUACUGAAAAUGAAUUGUAUUGCAAAUCUUGAUAUCUCUCGAAAUGACAUUGGACCUUCCUUUUCUUUGGAUCCGCACCUCAGAUGUCCAACUCUAAAGCAACUUAAUCUUUCAUACAAUCAGUUGGUGUGCACUCCUGAAUUUCUUACAAAUGUUGCUGAAAAUCUGGAACAGCUAUUGCUAGAAGGAAACAAAAUUUCAUGCCUAUGUUCACCCCUAUGCUUGAAAGAACUGAAAAUUUUAAACAUUAGUAAGAACAAUAUUUCAUCCCUUGCUGAGAAUGUCUUCACGGGCUGCACAAAACUGGAGCAGUUCAAUGCCAGGAUGAAUGCUCUUGAAAUAAUACCUGACCUGUCAUCCAGCAUAACAAGCUUAAAAUUAUCCCAAAAUCAUUUUAUUAAUGUUCCAGAAGCAAUUCUUCUUCUACCACAUUUGAGGUCAGUAGAUUUAAGCCAAAACAAGAUAAUAAGCCUGCCUGGACCAAUGCAUUGGAAGUCAUCAAACUUAAGGGAGCUCUUAUUUAAUCAUAAUCAAAUAGAUGUCUUGGACUUGAGUGAAAAGGCAUGUGCCUGGUCUAGGCUAGAAAAGCUACACCUGUCCCACAACAAGUUAAAAGAGAUUCCUUCUCAGAUUGGCUUCCUACAGAACUUGACUUCUCUGGAUGUAAGUCAUAAUCCCGAUUUGAGAUUCUUUCCAGAUGAAAUGGGAAGACUGUCCAAAAUCUGGGAUCUUCCUCUGGAAGGACUCCAUCUCAAUUUAGACUUCAAACAUGUGGGAUGCAAAGCCAGAGACAUUAUCAGAUUUCUCCAACAACGACUGAAAAAGGCUGUACCUUACAACAGAAUGAAACUCAUGAUUGUUGGAAACACUGGCAGUGGGAAAACCACCCUGCUGCAACAACUCAUGAAAUGCAAACGAACAGAAUUGGGCUCUGCAAAAGCUACAGUAGGCAUUGAUGUAAAAGACUGGAUCAUUCAAGGGAAAGGCAAAAUGAAGAAAGAGCUUAUAUUAAAUGUGUGGGAUUUUGGAGGACAAGAGGAAUUCUACAGUACCCACCCUCAUUUUAUGACCCAAAGAGCUUUGUAUCUUGCUGUUUAUGAUCUCAGCAAAGGACAAGCAGAGGUGGAUGCUAUGAAGCCAUGGCUUUUUAACAUCAAGGCUCGAGCUUCAACAUCCCCCGUCAUUCUUGUUGGCACUCAUUUAGAUGUUUCUGAUGAAAUGCAACGUAAGGCCUGCAUGAGUAAAAUUACUAGAGAGCUGUUGAACAAGCGAGGCUUCCCAGCAAUCCAAGAUUAUCACUUUGUUAAUGCCACAGAAGAAUCUGAUUCCAUUAUCAGACUUCGGAAAAUCAUAAUAAAGGAGAGUCUUCAUUUCAAGAUCAGAGAUCAGCCAGUAGUUGGUCAGCUUAUUCCUGACAGCUACCUGGAGCUGGAGAAGAGAAUUUUGCUGGAACGUAAAAAUGUCCCGGUUGAAUUUCCUGUGAUUGAUCAGAAACGUUUGCUGGAACUGGUACAAGAAAGCCAGUUACAGCUGGAUGAAAAUGAACUUCCUCACGCAAUUCACUUUCUGAAUGAAUCAGGUGUACUCCUUCAUUUUCAAGACCCAGCACUACAGCUAAGAGAUCUUUAUUUUGUAGAUCCUAAGUGGCUAUGUAAAAUCAUGGCACAGAUUCUGAUGGUGAAAGUGGAAGGCUUUUCUAAAUAUCCUAAGGGGAUUGUAAAGCGUUCAGAUGUAGAAAAGUUCCUUUUAAAGAAGAGCAAGUUUCCAAAGGUCUACAUGUCACAAUACUUUAAGCUUCUGGAAAAGUUUCAGAUUGCUUUGCCAUUAGGAGAGGAUCAGCUACUAAUCCCAAGCAGUUUGUCUGAUCACAGGCCUGUUAUAGAGCUUCCCCACUGUGAAAAUUCAGAAAUUAUCAUCAGGCUUUAUGAAAUGCCAUACUUUCCUAUGGGAUUUUGGUCCAGGCUGAUCAACAGGUUGCUUGAAAUAUCACCUUACAUGCUGUCAGGAAGAGAGCGAGCUCUUCGUCCUAACAGAAUGUAUUGGAGACAAGGCAUCUACUUGAACUGGUCUCCUGAAGCUUAUUGCCUAGUGGAGUCAGCAGUAUUUGAUAACAACCCAGACAGUUUUUUGAAAAUUACUGCACCUUCUUGCAGAAAAGGGUGCAUCCUUUUGGGGCAAGUUGUGGAUCACAUAGAUUCUCUUAUGGAAGAAUGGUUUCCAGGUUUGCUGGAUAUAGAUGUAUGUGGUGAAGGGGGAACACUGUUGAAGAAAUGGGCUCUGUACAGCUUUCAGGAUGGUGACGAACACCAAAAAAUACUACUUGAUGACUUACUUAAAAAAGCUGAAGAAGGUGACCUUUUGGUAAAUCCAGAUCAACCAAGACAUACCAUUCCAAUAGCUCAGAUUGCUCCUGACCUGAUACUGGCUGAUUUGCCUAGAAAUAUUAUGUUGAACAGCGAUGACCUGGAAUUUGAUGAAGCUCCUGAAUUUCUCUUGGGUGAUGGUGGGUUUGGAUCUGUGUACCGUGCAUCCUAUGGUGGAGAAGAUGUUGCUGUGAAGAUUUUCAAUAAGCAUACUUCCCUCAGGCUCCUCAGACAAGAGCUUGCAGUGCUUUGCCACCUCCAUCACCCCAGUUUAGUGUCUCUGUUGGCUGCUGGAAUCCGUCCCCGAAUGCUGGUGAUGGAAUUAGCCCUUAAGGGAUCUCUGGAUCGCUUGCUUCAGCAAGACAAUGCAAGUUUAACUAGAACACUUCAGCACAGAAUAGCUCUACAUGUAGCUGAUGGCUUAAGGUACCUGCAUUCAGCAAUGAUCAUCUACCGGGAUUUAAAGCCUCACAAUGUGUUGCUUUUUACCCUAUAUCCCAAUUCAGCUGUUAUUGCAAAAAUAGCUGACUACGGCAUUGCCCAGUAUUGCUGCCGAAUGGGAAUAAAAACCUCCGAAGGCACCCCAGGAUUUCGAGCACCGGAGGUUGCCAGAGGAAAUGUUAUUUACAAUCAGCAAGCUGAUGUUUAUUCAUUUGGCUUGCUGCUUUAUGACAUUUUAACAGAAGGAGGUAGAAUAAUGGAAGGCUUGAAGUUUCCAAAUGAAUUUGAUGAAUUAGCAAUACAAGGAAAGUUACCAGAUCCUGUCAAAGAAUAUGGGUGUGCCCCCUGGCCUGAAGUUGAAAAUUUAAUUAAAAAGUGCUUGAAGGAAAACCCUCAGGAGCGACCAACAUCUUCCCAGGUUUAUGAGAUCUUGAAUUCUGCAGAGCUUAUCUGUUUGAUGAGGUAUGUGUCAAUACCCAGCACUUCCACAGCAGAGUGCAUGGUGGCUGCCAGCCAGAGCUGCAAGAAGGCAGGAGUCUGGAUAGGCAAUGGGAACACAGAAAAAGCACAGCUUUCCUUUGUUAACCUCAAUACAGAUGGACAUACUUGUGAGGAUAUUGCAGAUAGUAAAAUUUUAAGUUUGGCCUUAGUGACCCUUCCUACUGAGAAAGAAAACUGGAUUGUGGCAGGAACCCAGUCGGGUUCUCUGUGGGCAGUUAACACAGAAGAUGAAACAAGAAGGCAUCGUCUGCAGAAAAUGUCAGAUUCCAUCACUUGUUUAUAUUGUAAUUCUCUUUCAAAGCAAAGGAAACAGAAUUUCUUCCUGGUGGGCACAGCUGAUGGCAAACUGGCAAUUUUUGAAGAUAGAGCAGUAAAGUGUAAGGGUGCUACCCCUUUGAAGACUCUAACUAUAGGAAAUGUUAGUACACCACUCAUGUGCUUGAAUGAAUCCUCAAACUUAUCUGAAAAAAAUCUAAUCUGGGGAGGCUGUGGAACAAAAAUAAUUGCCUUAACCAGUGAUUUCUCUGUUCAAAAGCUCAUUGAAACAAAGACAAGUCAACUAUUCUGUCAUAAUGCAUACAGUGAUGCAAAUAUUAUUUCAAUAGCAAUAGACAAAUCCAUCUAUUUGGCAAAGAAAAACAGCCAUUUUGUGGAAAUCUGGGACAAGAAGACCGAAAAACUUUCAGAACUAAUUGAUUGUGCACAUUUUCUUAAGAAUAAAGUGGAAAAGCUAAAUAAGGAAUCAAAACAUAAACUGGCUUAUUCUGGAAGAGUAAAGACCAUUUGCCUGCAGAAAAAUACUGCAUUAUGGAUAGGGACAGGAGGGGGACAUAUCUUGCUGCUUGAUUUAUCAACACGUCGUCCUGUACGAGUUAUAGACAACUUUUGUGAUUCUGUUAGAGUCAUGAUAACAGCUCAGCUAGGGAGUCUCAAGAAUGUUGUCCUGGUUUUGGGAUAUUGCUAUAAAAGUGACACCGAAGACAACAAAUAUCACAAAGAAUUACAAUCCUGUGUGUCAGUGUGGGACAUGAACCUGCCCCAUGAAGUGCAAAACCUGAAAAAACAUAUAGAAAUGAGACAGGAAUUAGCAGAAAAAAUGAAGAGCUUUUCUUUGGACUGA
This is a messenger RNA of Chaetura pelagica (chimney swift), 7770 nucleotides long. RefSeq names its product leucine-rich repeat kinase 2 (gene LRRK2). Gene Ontology annotation, biological process: protein phosphorylation. The record is from RefSeq and is a predicted model, not a curated record. Lineage: Eukaryota; Metazoa; Chordata; Aves; Apodiformes; Apodidae. Bases 1 to 7770 code for a protein of 2589 amino acids. Gene Ontology annotation, molecular function: protein binding; protein kinase activity; GTP binding. The transcript is spliced from 52 exons.